AUGCUCAACGCCCAUUCGUCGGCCUUAGAACAGCCAAUCUCUCUCAAGGAGUUCCUUCAGUCAAGUAUGACGCCAAUCAAGCAAAAAGAUCAGGCCAGAUCGGCAAAAUCUAUCAUCCCCUUAAAGUCGCUGGUCCAGCGCUAUCGAACCGUGGGAAACCUAGGCUCAGGAAGUUUUGGAACGGUUACUCUGGCCAAAGUGCGCUCAAACGCACUCAGCGGUAUCUUUGAAGAUAUGAGAUCGUGUCCUGGAACCUUGUUGGAACCGCUGAAGAACGUCCACAGAGCAAAGGUCGACGUGGUGGCUAUUAAAACCAUGACUCGCAGACUGCCCAACUUGGAAGACUAUUCGAAGGUCAAAGAAGUCAGAUUCAUCCUGGCCAUCUCGUCACACCCCUCGUUGGUCCAAAUCUAUGAUAUCUUCAUAGACAAAGAAUCGUUCAAACUCCACAUAGUCAUGGAAUCCAUGGAUCAAAACUUAUACCAGCUUAUGAAGUACAGGAAAAACUGUCUCUUCUCCCCAUAUACCUUGAAAUCCAUCCUGUCGCAGAUCCUCGCAGGAAUUCGUCACAUCCACAAACACGGCUACUACCACAGAGACGUCAAACCAGAAAAUGUCCUCAUCAUGCAAUCCUCAAACUUCUAUGGAUCCAAGGAAAAUAUACCCGAGGACAAAAAGAACCAGGCUUAUGUGAUCAAACUAGCAGAUUACGGUCUUGCUAGACAGGCAGAAAAUACAAGACCAUACACAGCUUACGUCUCUACCAGAUGGUACAGAUCACCAGAGAUCUUGCUAAGACAGAAACAAUACUCAUACCCAGUUGAUAUCUGGGCGUUUGGCUGUGUUGUUGUCGAAAGUGCAAUCUUCUUGCCUCUUUUCCCAGGAAGCAACGAGUUAGAUCAAACAUGGAGAGUUCUGGAAGUGCUUGGCUGUCCUGAAAAGAGUGACAAAGUUCCAUUAGGUGGAUUUUGGGACGACGCACAAAAACUGUCCAGUAACCUCGGAUUCCACUUGCCAAAGCUUCCAGGAGCCUCUAUCGAGGAACUGAUACCAAGAGUCGACCUUCCGGAGAAGGACAGAAAAGACCUCUGUGAGGUUGUGAAGGCGUGCCUUGUCUGGGACCCAAGUAAACGUACCGACGUUUACCAACUGUGUCAGAUGAGUUAUUUCAACCAGAUGCUUUCUGAGGAGUCGGAGAACGUUUCUACUCCGGUGCAAAAGAAGAUAGCCAAAUCUGUCACCGAGAACUAUACCUGGCUAACAAAAAGCACCCCCACCCUUGUUAACGACGAAAAUGUCAACGAAACGUCCACCCACCGUCUUCGUAAGGUGCCGCACCUUAACAUGUUCAAAUUUGCAAAGACAGACAAGACCAACCCCCAGGACAACCUCUCAUUUGUUGGCAGUCUGAAGGAAAACAUCAAGCACAACGAGGAGGUUCCUAAGCUGGAGUACCAAUCUGUUCCCGAGAAGCCGAAGAUCUCGUUGAUAGAGCCUGCGAAUGCCCAACAGGACUGGGGAUUCGACGACGACGACGAUGACGAGUCUGAUUACGGAGAUGAAGUCUAUGCUGGCGAGACUGGGCUGGUCGAGCCACUGUACAUUUCUGACUCGUACCAGCUGAUCCCGCUCGACAACAAGCAUCCUUCCGAAAAAGUUCUACCUGCCAAUAUUGAAGCGUCGUUUGAUUCGCAGGUGUGA
Messenger RNA from Ogataea philodendri, 1701 nucleotides. RefSeq lists its product as uncharacterized. NCBI's taxonomy places the organism in Eukaryota, Fungi, Ascomycota, Pichiomycetes, Pichiales, Pichiaceae. The record is from RefSeq and is a predicted model, not a curated record. Gene Ontology annotation, cellular component: cytoplasm; nucleus. The transcript has a single exon. Bases 1 to 1701 code for a protein of 566 amino acids. Gene Ontology annotation, molecular function: protein serine/threonine kinase activity; ATP binding. Gene Ontology annotation, biological process: intracellular signal transduction; protein phosphorylation.